This is a messenger RNA of Spinacia oleracea (spinach), 2536 nucleotides long. RefSeq names its product cellulose synthase A catalytic subunit 7 [UDP-forming]. Lineage: Eukaryota; Viridiplantae; Streptophyta; Magnoliopsida; Caryophyllales; Amaranthaceae. Gene Ontology annotation, biological process: cellulose biosynthetic process. The record is from RefSeq and is a predicted model, not a curated record. Gene Ontology annotation, cellular component: membrane. The transcript is spliced from 8 exons. Gene Ontology annotation, molecular function: cellulose synthase (UDP-forming) activity. The coding region runs from base 97 to 2397 and encodes 766 amino acids.
CAGCACCUUCUGUUUUCAUUCAUCCGUUUAUUUCAUAUUUAUCUUUUAUAAUAUAAUGAGUGUUGUACAUUUAAACACCUCUGUUUUCAUAUAUAUAUGAGUCAUAUGACUAGUUCAGAGCUGCAGUUAUCAGUAAGCAAAACAAUGGAAAACAAGCUUCAUGAUUGCCAUUUCCACAAACUAAGGUCAUUCUUUAACAGAAUUUACUUCUUUUUCCAUAUCUUGGCUACUGCACCCAUUCUCUAUUUCAGAGCUUCUUAUUUCUUCAACUCUUCAAAUAAUCACCAUUUCUUCUCUUGGGUUCUCAUCUUUGGUUCUGAGAUUCUGGUCUUACUUUUGUGGAUCUUUAAACUAUCUUAUUACUGGCGCCCUGUAACUCGAACUGUCUUCCCUGAGAAUCUACCAGAAGAUGAACAGAAAUUACCCAGAAUCGAUGUUUUUAUAUGCACUGCUGAUCCUGAUAAAGAGCCUACAUUUGAGGUGAUGAACACUGUAAUUUCUGCUAUGUCAUUGGAUUACCCUGCUCAUAAGUUGAGUGUUUAUUUGUCUGAUGAUGGAGCUUCUUCUUCUGUCACUUUGAAUGCUUUAAAACAUGCUUGGGUUUUUGCUACUUGGUGGUUACCAUUCUGUAAGACUUAUAAUGUUAAUCCAGUUUGUCCCAAGCCUUUUUUUGAGCAUCACUUGCAACUGCUGCUACAACAGUCUCACAAUACCGACUUUAUUCAACAUGCUAACAUGCUUAAGGAGAAAUAUCAGAAUUUCAAGGAACGAGUGCGCGCCUGGAAACCCACACAAGGUGAUGAGAUUGCUAGUAACACAAGUGCUCGAGAUCAUUCACCGUUCAUUCAGGUUAUAAAUGAAAGCUCUAUAGGAGAUGAUGCUGCAACAAUAAACCCAGAAAACACUGGUAUGCCUCUCCUUGUGUACCUAGCUCGCGAGAAAAGACCUUCUCAUCACCAUCACUUCAAGGCCGGAGCUCUUAAUGUUCUGCAAAGGGUUUCUAGCGUAUUGAGCAAUGCUCCAUACAUACUAGUCCUAGACUGUGACAUGUACUGCAACGAUUCAAGUUCAGCUCGACAAGCUAUGUGUUUCUACCUCGAUCCUAAGACUAAUCCGACAUUAGCUUGGAUCCAAUUCCCUCAGAAAUUUCAUAACAUAAAUGAGACUGACAUUUAUGACAGUCAGAUGAUAACAACUUGGCCUAUAAUUUAUCCAGGGACUGAUGGAAUUCAAGGACCAAUACUAUCUGGUACAAAUUUUUACAUCAACAGGAAGGCCUUGUAUGGUUUUACAGUUGAUGGUGGAAAUGACAUAACUGACCAAAGAUACACUUUUGGUUCUUCUAAUGAGCUCAUCAAAUCUCUUGGUCAAAUGGAGAAAAAUACGGAUGAUGCAAUGAAAACAAGGGACUUUUCCUGUGAUUAUAAGCUACAAGAAGCUCAAUUCUUAGCAACUUGUGUCUAUGAAGAUGACACACAAUGGGGUAUACAGGUUGGUUUUCGAUACAACACAGUGGUGGAAGAUGUGAUGACAGGUUUCAUAUUACACGGGCAAGGGUGGAAGUCGGUUUACUUAAACCCAGCAAGGCCUCAAUUCUUAGGUUCUGCUACAACAAGUCUGAAUGAAGCAUUAAUUCAAAAUUCCAGAUGGGCUGCAGGUCUUCUACAGAUUGGUUUAUCCAAGUAUUGCCCUCUUUUUUACAAUUCACCAAGAUUGCUAAUCUUUCAGAGGAUGCUUUAUUCUUGGGCUGCCUUUUUUCCCAUUGAUUUUCUCCCCAUUUCGUGUUUUGCUAUCGUUCAACCUAUCUGUUUCUUCUAUGGCAUCCCUUUGUACCCUAAGGUCUCAGACCUGUUGUUCAUGCCAUUUGCCUUUGUGUUUAUAUCAUCACGAGUGAAGCUUCUAAGCGAGGUUUUUAUUAGUGGAGGCUCAGUUCAUACAUGGUUGAACGUGCAGAGGAUUGUGAUGAUAAAGGGUGUUACAUGUUAUGUUUAUGGAGCACUCGAGUGUAUGAUGACAAAGUUGGGGAUUCGAGAGGCAAACUUUAUGCCAACUAACAAAGCAGGAGAUGAUGAUACAAGUAAAUGGUACCAAAUUGGUAAGUAUGACUUCAGAACAUCAAACAUGUUUCUUGUUCCAAUUGUCACAGCAGUUACCUUAAAUAUCUCAUCAUUUGUUGCUGGAGUUACAAGAGUAAUUUUCGGUACGAGUAAUAGUUGGGAUACAUUGUUUGCUCAACUAUGCUUCUCAUUUUACGUGUUGAUCAUGAGUUUUCCGGUGAUUGAAGGCAUGGUGUUAAGGAAAGACAAUGCAAGUAUUCCUAUUCGCACUACUUUGGUAUCAACUUUGUUGUCUUUUGUUGUCUUAGGUUUAGGAUAUUUCAUCUUCGUAUUGCAUUAGACACAUUUCUCAUUCUGUAACUCUUUUCUUUCUAGCUAGUUUACACAAAUUAUUGGUUGUUUGAAUUGGAGCUUAGAGGUGAACAAAAUAAAUUGAUAUUGUUCAAAUGACUAAUCAAUAAAUAUACUUAAUUUCAUUA